This is a messenger RNA of Coregonus sp. 'balchen', 3347 nucleotides long. Lineage: Eukaryota; Metazoa; Chordata; Actinopteri; Salmoniformes; Salmonidae. The record is from the annotation of a GenBank genome assembly.
AGCAUGCAGCGUUUUCCCCAUAACGAGUGCGCUUCAGAAUCUAGUGCACACACUCAUGAUAAGGACAGCUGAGGAUGUCUGACAAUGCUGAGUCCCCUACAGAAACGCAAAAAGAUGAGCCUUCAACCCCACAACAGCCUACGGAAGACUCGGGGACGGCAGACGAGAAGAAAAAAAGUUAGUUAUGAGCGAGUGUUUGACUCACAGUUAAAUGUACAGUAAGAUAUCGUGCUUUCUGUUUACAAGCAAAUCGACUGUUUACACUUCCGCAAAUGUGACCUGGAAGAGGUUGAUUGACAGUUGUCUCAGUCAAUAGAAUUUAAACAAUUUUGUAAACAGCGAAUGGUUGAUCAGGAAUGUCCAUACAUUUAAAGAGGGCAGGUACUGGCUGAAUGGCAACGUUUAGCUAGCAUUUCAUUCUAGCAUGCUGUAAAAGAUGCAGUGAAAUGAAGUUUACCUCUUACUUUAACACAUUAUCAAAAAAAAAUUAAAGGCUGAUACAUCUUUUUUUUCUUUCUUACUGCAUCAAACAGAACAUGCCAAAAUCAAUUUUCAGACGUUACAGCCUGUGUCAUGGUGAAAAUGAUCCCACAGUCCAAGAUCUACCUAUUUUUCCAUCUAACUAUAACAUAGCUGGAAACCUAUGAUAGUUUAGGUUGCAAAAUUAGGUUAUGUGGCUAAUAACACUGAUCAGGGCAUUCACUUUAGUCUAGUAGUCUAUCGUUAUGCAAUGCAAAAAUAUAUGUAUUCUCUCUCUUCCUUCUUCUCUCCCUAGUUGAUGUGUUGUUGAAGGCAGUAGGAGACACCCCCAUCAUGAAGACGAAGAAAUGGUCGGUAGAGAAAGGGAGGACAGUGCAAUCGCUCUCUCAGUUCAUCUCUCGAUUCCUCAAGAUGGAGGCCAAUGAACAGCUGGUGAGUUAUUCUGUGUAUACUUCUCAAUAGUUGUCUCUUGUCUCCUUCCCUUCAGCUAGAGGAAGUGGACAGGUGAUACCUCCGGUAUAUGCACCAAUGAGGCAAAUAUAUUUAUAACUAACCCAAGAUAGUUAAUCUGUGUCGUUUUACAGUGGGAGCAAAUAAAGCCAAGGAUGAGCUAGCAAGAUCCUAUAAAGUACCACAGUAUGAGUGAUUAUACCCAUAAAACCUAGCGGUCAAACAGGGAAAUGGUUCCAAUUGUUUUUCCACCAUUCAUUUUUCCCAUAGGGAAUUUUAGAAACACUUCAAAUAAGGGCUGUGUUUCGUGUAGGCUUACCCUGGCGUGAAGUUUUGAUAACCGUGUAAACUUCCCUCGGACAAGGUGACUUUUAUCAAUAUAUUCGCCAGUAUUUACCACCAACAAAUGAAAUGCUAAUUAACUGCUAAUGUGGCUAUCAUAAAGAACGACAAAUGCCAUGUUGAUCUUGACAAGACUGACGAAUCGAGGCAAAGUUAAGAAUCUCUGGAUUAACUAUUUAAUGUUAGCUAAAUGUAGUAAUUAAUAAAUUGGCAACAUUUCUUAAAAUGUACCUGUUAGCAAAUGUGCCAGCUAGAGAUGAAGUGCAGGAGCUUGCAGGGAUUUGUAGUCUUGCAUGAUGUGUACUUUGAUGUACAUUUGCAUAUUCAAAUCUGAGAAUAAAUAGAGGCUAAUAUAUUGAUAAAAGUCACCUUGUCUGAGAGAGAUUGACAUGGUUAUCAAAACGUCACGCCAGAGUAAGCCACACGAAACACAGACCUUCAUUUAAGUGUUUCUAAAAUCCCCUAUGGGAAAAAUGAAUGGAAAAAAUGAUUGGAACCAUUUCCCUGUUUGACCUCUAGGUUUUAUGGAUAUUAUGACCUACUUUACUUUGGCAAAGCGUCAAGUCUAUAAAACCUAGUGCACUGUGUUCGUAACAUAUUCUAGUUUUGGGAACAUAAUUUUUUUAUUGAGAUCAGAUAUUUAAUUGAUGAGAAAAUUAGCAGAAUGUCGGCCCAGUUUCACCUAGUUCCAUCCUCUCCCACUACCCGCGACUGGACUUCCUCUCACUACCAUAUUUGGUGGUGAGAAAACGAUCUAAACAGAUGCUUCAGCUUUAUAGCCCCUGUGACAUGUCUGGGUUACCCUUCUGUCUGUGACUGAGGUAUGAACUGGAGAAAGCAUCCAAGAUGGCCGACCGUUGUUUUCAACGUAAUUUACUGCCCCCUGGCCCCUUGAUAUGCACCCACUUUACCCUUUCACCUGUGACUAUAGUGCGUCAGCUUGUUCUAUGAUUCUUAACACCCAUUGCUCUCUCUCUCUCUCUCUCUCUCUCUCUCUCUCUCUCUCUCCACACACAGUUCAUUUACGUCAACCAGUCAUUCUCUCCCUCGCCUGAUCAGGAAGUAGGAGUCCUGUUUGAAGUGAGUACUUUUCAUUUGAAAUCAUUUCUGGAGGCCUUGGGAAAUGCAGUUUUUCUGUUAUUUAUUUGUCCUGUGGUGAGUUAGUUGCCCACCAGAGGGAGGUCUAAGUGAGCAGUUCCCUGUGAGACGGAACUGUUCUUAUCCUCACAGUGACUACUGUUCCCUGGGGCCAGUACACUACUGUAUGUGUUAUGUCAAUACAGGUCUUGAGUACUCACCAAUGAUGAAUAUAAACCCUGGAUUGCUGAUGCUAUGUAUUAGCCAUUGAGAGGCUAGUAACAUUAGUAAUCUAAUGUUUUUAUAUAUUUUUUUACUUUUUAUGUUUAGCUCAUAAUAUAAUUUCAAAGCAUGCAUUAAGGUGUCUGUAACAGAAUACACGUGGCAAAAACGUGACUGCAUGAGAAAAGGUGUGAGGUGAUUCUGAGAAUUUGGUUACAAAAUAACUUCUAGCCCUAGGCUACCCCUUCAGUGUUUGCAGAUCAGAAGGAACUGUAUAGAUGUUUGGCAGAAGCUCCACUAAGCUCAUUGCAAGCCUGCAUGAUGGAGCCAGCAUCACAUAUGACUUACUGUCUAAUUCUACUCAGACCUGUUAACACUGGGGUAAAUGGUAAAGGCACAGUUCUCCGAGUCAAACGGUCAGGGUAUUGGUGUCCACUUGACCCCGUCUUGACCCAUGGCCUUGACCGUUCCUAUUAAAGACCUGCUAAAAAUUCCAGCUCCCUUUCCUAUUCUUCUAAAAUAGUAACUCUUACCCUCUCUGUUUUUCAGUGUUUUGGCAGUGAUGGGAAGCUGGUUCUACAUUACUGUAAAUCUCAAGCCUGGGGUUAACAGUUUUUUUUUGUGCCUUUUUCACUUCAAACUCACGCACACCGCAUACACACACAAUAUUGUUUUUACUCCUUCCAUGUCAAAACUAAUGUUGUCAUUGCUAAUUUCUUGUUUGUGUUUUGCUGUACAUAACCCAAUGUAAAUAAAUUGUGACUAUAUAAAGUAAA